AUGGCCUCCAUUCCACCUCCACCGCCACCAGGAUGGAAUGCCGGUGGCGCGCCCCCUCCGCCGCCCGGCAUGAGUGGCGCCCCUCCACCACCUCCUCCUCCAGGCUACCGCCCGCCAGUCAAUCCCAAUGUAGCGAAGUUCGCGCAGAAGAAGACCGAAUGGCUACGUACACAGCGCAACAAGUUCGGCGAGAAACGCAAGGCUGGAUUCGUGGAGACACAGAAGGCUGAUAUGCCACCCGAGCAUUUACGCAAGAUCGUUAAGGAUAUUGGGGACGUCAGCCAGAAGAAGUACAGCAGCGACAAGCGGAGCUAUUUGGGCGCGCUGAAAUAUAUGCCGCAUGCGGUCUUCAAGCUGUUGGAGAAUAUGCCGAUGCCUUGGGAGAGUGCGAGAGAGGUCAAGGUGCUGUAUCAUGUCAAUGGAUGCUUAACGCUCGUAAACGAGACACCGCGGGUGAUUGAGCCAGUCUUCCAUGCGCAAUGGGCCACGAUGUGGGUGUGCAUGCGAAGAGAAAAGAGUGAUCGACGUCACUUCAAGCGAAUGCGAUUUCCACCCUUUGACGACGAGGAGCCGCCACUGAACUGGUCUGAGAAUAUUGAAGACGUGGAACCGCUGGAGCCAAUUCAGAUGGAGCUAGAAGAAGAUGAAGAUUCGCCUGUCCUUGAGUGGUUUUACGAGCAUAGGCCACUGAUUGAUACGCCACACGUCAAUGGGCCGAGCUACCGAUCAUGGAAUCUGUCGCUUCCGCAGAUGGCGACCUUGUAUCGGCUCAGUCAUCAGCUACUCAGCGAUGUGGUCGACAAAAAUUACUUCCACAUGUUCGAUCGGGAAAGCUUUUUCACGGCCAAAGCGUUGAAUGUGGCCAUUCCAGGUGGUCCACGUUUCGAACCGCUCUACAAAGACAUCGACCCGAAUGAUGAGGACUUCGGUGAGUUCAACGCUAUUGAUCGCAUCAUCUUUAGAGCGCCUGUGCGCACCGAGUACAGGGUGGCUUUCCCCUUCCUCUACAACUCUUUGCCCAGGAGUGUUAAAGUGGGUUGGUACUCGCAUCCACAAGUAUGCUAUCAACGAACAGACGACCCGAACCUGCCCGCCUUCUACUUCGACACAACGAUCAAUCCCAUCUCUUCUAGAUCUGUUGCGCCGAAGAACCUGACCAUAAGUCAUGAGGACGAGAUCUUUGGAGAUGCGGAUGAGGACGACUUUGAACUUCCAGGUGAUGUCGAGCCAUUCAUGGCAGAGGAGGAGUUGUACACCGAAGAGACGUCUUCGGCAAUACAGCUUUGGUGGGCUCCAUACCCUUUCGACAGACGGUCAGGCAAAAUGGUCCGCGCCCAGGAUGUACCUCUGGUCAAGCAGUGGUAUCUUGAGCACGUACCCUCAGGCCAGCCAGUCAAGGUCCGGGUCUCGUACCAGAAGCUGCUCAAGUCUUUUGUUUUGAACGAGCUCCAUAAGAAGAAGCCGCAACCGUUGCAGCGCCAGGAUCUUAUGAAGACUUUAAAGUCGACCAAGUUCUUCCAGCAAACCACCAUCGACUGGGUAGAGGCUGGUCUUCAGGUCUGCCGGCAAGGCUUCAAUAUGCUUAAUCUCCUCAUCCAUCGCAAGAACCUGACUUACCUCCAUCUCGAUUACAACUUCAACUUGAAGCCCGUCAAGACCCUGACCACCAAAGAGCGGAAGAAGUCUCGCUUCGGUAAUGCCUUCCAUCUGAUGCGAGAAAUACUGCGCUUAACGAAGUUAAUCGUUGAUGCUCAAGUUCAAUACCGCCUCGGCAACAUUGAUGCUUUCCAACUUGCUGAUGGUAUCCUCUACGCUUUCAAUCACGUCGGUCAAUUGACUGGCAUGUACCGAUACAAAUACAAGCUCAUGCACCAAAUUCGGUCAUGCAAGGAUCUGAAGCAUCUCAUUUACUACCGCUUCAACUCCGGCCCGGUCGGCAAAGGCCCUGGCUGCGGCUUUUGGGCACCAGCCUGGAGGGUGUGGCUGUUCUUCAUGCGAGGUAUAAUUCCACUGCUGGAGCGGUGGCUCGGCAAUCUGCUAUCAAGACAGUUUGAAGGUCGUCACAGCAAAGGUGUGGCCAAGACCGUGACCAAGCAGCGCGUUGAGUCGCACUUUGAUCUCGAGCUCCGCGCUUCCGUCAUGGCCGAUCUCAUGGACAUGAUGCCGGAGGGCAUUCGACAGAAUAAGGUCAACACCGUUCUGCAGCAUUUGUCCGAAGCUUGGAGAUGCUGGAAGAGUAAUAUUCCCUGGAAGGUGCCUGGCUUGCCUGCGGCCAUCGAGAACAUCAUCCUACGAUAUGUAAAGAGUAAGGCCGAUUGGUGGAUCUCUGUGGCUCAUUACAACCGGGAGCGCAUCCGUCGGGGCGCAACCGUUGACAAGACAGUCGCAAAGAAGAACUUGGGUCGCCUCACACGUCUCUGGCUCAAGUCCGAACAGGAACGACAACAUAACUAUCUCAAAGACGGACCUUAUGUGUCUUCCGAGGAGGCCGUCGCCAUUUAUGCCACCACUGUUCACUGGCUCGAAUCGAGAAAGUUCACUCCGAUUCCGUUCCCCAGCGUAUCGUACAAGCACGAUACGAAGAUCCUCAUUCUUGCGCUUGAGCGAUUACGAGAAGCAUACUCAGUCAAAGGUCGCCUCAACCAGAACCAGCGUGAAGAGCUAGCACUCAUUGAGCAAGCUUACGACUCGCCCGGAACAACACUCGCUCGAAUCAAGCGCUUCCUGCUUACCCAGCGGGCUUUCAAAGAGGUUGGCAUAGAUAUGAACGACAACUACAGCUCCAUUAAUCCAGUUUAUGAUGUGGAGCCAAUUGAGAAGAUCACAGACGCUUAUCUGGACCAGUACCUCUGGUAUCAAGCAGAUACACGCCACCUUUUCCCUUCCUGGGUGAAGCCAUCAGACUCUGAAGUUCCGCCACUGCUAACCUACAAGUGGGCUCAGGGCAUCAAUAACUUGACCAACGUCUGGGAGACUGCUGAUGGCGAGUGCAACGUCAUGAUAGAGACUCAGCUGUCGAAGGUCUACGAGAAGAUUGAUCUAACUCUGCUCAACCGCCUCUUGCGACUCAUCAUGGACCACAACUUGGCGGAUUACAUUACAUCGAAGAACAAUGUUCAACUAAACUACAAGGACAUGAAUCAUACCAACAGCUACGGUCUGAUUCGCGGUCUUCAGUUCUCAGGAUUUAUCUUCCAGUACUACGGUCUGGUAAUUGAUCUUCUACUGCUUGGCUUGCAGCGUGCGAGCGAGCUUGCUGGCCCGCCUCAGAGUCCAAACGAUUUCUUGCAGUUCCGUGAUCGCGAGACCGAGACCAGACAUCCCAUCAGGCUCUACACUAGAUAUAUCGACAAGAUCUGGGUUUUCUUCCGCUUCUCUGCUGAGGAAUCCAAGGAUCUGAUACAGCGCUUCUUGACCGAGCAACCCGAUCCAAAUUUUGAGAACGUCAUUGGCUACAAAAACAAGAAAUGCUGGCCUCGCGACUCGAGAAUGCGAUUGAUGCGCCACGAUGUCAACCUCGGACGUGCAGUGUUCUGGGACCUGAAGAACAGAUUGCCCCGCUCCAUCACUACGAUCGAGUGGAACGAUACCUUCGCCAGUGUCUAUUCGAGAGGAAACCCCAAUUUGCUUUUCUCGAUGUGUGGUUUCGAAGUCCGCAUCUUGCCAAAAUGCCGAACACAGGAUGAUGAGUUCUCCACCAAGGACAGUGUCUGGGCUCUGGCCAACAACGAAACCAAAGAGCGCACUGCGUAUGCCUUCCUACAGGUUACUGAAGACGACAUUGCCAAGUUCAAUAAUCGCAUUCGGCAGAUCCUGAUGUCUUCCGGUAGUACCACCUUCACGAAGAUUGCCAACAAGUGGAACACCACGCUCAUCGCACUGUUCACCUAUUAUCGAGAGGCUGCUGUUUCCACAGUGUCCCUUCUCGACAUUAUCGUGAAGUGCGAGACCAAGAUUCAGACCCGUGUCAAGAUUGGUCUGAACUCGAAGAUGCCUUCCCGCUUCCCGCCAGCUGUGUUCUACACCCCAAAGGAAUUAGGCGGUCUUGGCAUGAUAUCGGGAUCGCAUAUUCUCAUUCCGACAAGUGACAAACGAUGGUCGAAGCAGACCGACACCGGGGUCACUCAUUACCGUGCCGGCAUGACUCACGAUGAAGAGACUCUCAUUCCCAAUAUCUUCCGAUAUAUCAUUCCUUGGGAGGCUGAGUUCAUUGAUUCACAACGAGUGUGGACCGAGUAUUCGCAGAAGCGAAUGGAGGCCAAUCAGCAGAAUCGCCGACUGACGCUUGAAGAUUUAGAGGACAGCUGGGAUCGUGGUCUACCUCGUAUUAAUACUCUUUUCCAAAAGGACCGCAGUACCCUCAGUUUCGACAAAGGUUUCCGUGCCCGCACCGAAUUCAAGCAGUAUCAACUUAUGAAGAGCAAUCCCUUCUGGUGGACAAGCCAGCGUCACGAUGGCAAGCUUUGGAAUUUAAAUGCGUACAGAACGGAUGUCAUUCAGGCCCUAGGAGGUGUCGAGACGAUCCUGGAGCACACAUUGUUCAAGGCUACGGCCUUCCCGUCGUGGGAAGGUCUCUUUUGGGAACGCGCCUCUGGCUUCGAAGAAUCAAUGAAAUUCAAGAAGUUGACCAACGCCCAACGAAGCGGUCUCAAUCAGAUUCCCAACCGUCGAUUCACUCUCUGGUGGAGUCCAACCAUCAACAGAGCGAACGUGUACGUUGGUUUCCAAGUUCAGCUCGAUUUGACUGGAAUCUUUUUGCACGGCAAGAUCCCGACACUCAAGAUCUCACUCAUCCAGAUCUUCCGAGCCCAUUUGUGGCAGAAGAUUCAUGAGAGUGUGGUGAUGGAUCUGUGCCAGGUGUUCGAUCAAGAACUCGAGCAGCUUGGCAUCGAGAAUGUGCAGAAGGAGACCAUCCACCCGAGAAAGUCAUACAAGAUGAACAGCUCAUGCGCCGACAUUCUGCUCUUUGCCAGCCACAAGUGGAAUGUUACCCGCCCAUCUUUGCUCUUUGAUACCAAAGACCAGAUAGAGGCCACCAUGACUAACAAGUUCUGGCUCGAUGUUCAGCUAAGAUAUGGUGAUUACGACUCUCACGACAUUGAACGUUAUGUCAGAGCGAAAUAUCUCGACUACACGACCGACAGCCAGAGCAUCUACCCUUCGCCCACCGGUCUUAUGGUCGGCAUCGAUCUCGCCUACAACUUGUAUUCAGCGUACGGCCAGUACUUCCCUGGUCUCAAGGCUCUUAUUCAGCAGGCCAUGGCAAAGAUCAUGAAGGCCAACCCGGCGCUUUACGUCCUCCGUGAGCGGAUCAGAAAAGGCCUGCAACUCUACGCAUCUGAGAGUAACCAGGAGUUCCUGAAUUCUCAAAACUACUCCGAGCUGUUCAGCAACCAGACUCAACUGUUUAUUGAUGACACCAAUGUGUACCGAGUCACCAUUCAUAAGACCUUCGAAGGCAAUUUGACCACAAAGCCCAUUAACGGCGCGAUCUUCAUCUUCAAUCCCAAAACAGGCCAGCUGUUCUUGAAAAUCAUUCAUACGAGUGUUUGGGCUGGCCAGAAGCGUCUUGGUCAGCUAGCCAAGUGGAAGACUGCCGAGGAAGUCGCGGCCUUGAUCAGAUCACUGCCUGUUGAGGAGCAACCCAAACAGCUUAUUGUGACUCGCAAAGGUCUACUUGAUCCGCUCGAGGUUCACCUGCUCGACUUCCCAAACAUCUCUAUCAGAGCGUCGGAACUACAGCUGCCCUUUAAGGCUGCUGUGAAGGUCGAAAAGCUGGCUGACAUGAUCCUUCAGGCCAAGGAGCCGCAGAUGGUCCUCUUCAAUCUCUACGACGAGUGGCUGAAGUCAAUAUCGUCGUAUACCGCUUUCUCGCGUCUUGUGCUGAUUUUGAGAGCUCUUCAUGUCAACCCUGACAAGACCAAGCUCCUCCUACGGCCUGACAAGACAGUCAUCACACAAGCCCACCACAUCUGGCCUUCGUUGUCGGACGAAGACUGGGUCAAGGUCGAGAAAGAGCUGAUGAAUCUCAUCCUCAAUGACUAUGGCAAGAAGAAUAACGUUAAUGUCCAGGCCCUCACUCAGAGUGAAGUCAGAGAUAUCAUCCUCGGCAUGGAAAUAUCGGCCCCGUCUAUGCAACGUCAACAAGCCAGCGAGAUUGAAGAAGGCAACCAGGACCAGCAACAGCUCACUGCCGUCACAACGAAGACCCAGAACGUUCGUGGCGAGGAGAUCAUCGUUACCACUACCUCGCAGUAUGAGCAGCAAUCUUUCGCCUCGAAGACUGAGUGGCGCACCCGUGCUAUCGCCAGCUCGAAUCUGCGAACUCGCGCCAACAAUAUCUACGUUUCGAGCGACGAUGUUACUGACACUGAGGAGUCUUUCACAUACAUUCUGCCCAAGAAUAUUCUUAAGAAGUUCAUCACCAUCGCCGACCUCCGCGUGCAAGUUGCCGCCUAUAUCUAUGGUUCUUCUCCCCCAGACAACUCACAAAUCAAGGAGAUCCGCAGCAUCGUCAUGAUUCCGCAGGUCGGCGGUCUGCGCGACGUGCAGCUCCCACAACAACUACCGCAGCACGAGAAUCUCAAGGGCCUCGAGCCGCUCGGAAUCAUCCACACCAUGUCUGGCAAUGAGACUCCGUACAUGACACCACAAGAUGUCACCACACACGCCCGCCUCAUGGAGCGCUUCGACAGCUGGGACAAGAAGACCGUCACAUUGAGCGUCGCCUUUACACCCGGCUCGGUGUCGCUGUCCUCCUGGGGCCUGACUCCCGAGGGCUACAAAUGGGGCGCCACGAACAAGGACACGCAGUCCGACAACCCCGCGGGCUUCAGCACCAGCUUCGGCGAGAAGAAACAGCUGCUGCUCAGCGACAAGAUCAGGGGCUAUUUCAUGGUGCCGGAGAACGACGUGUGGAACUACGCCUUCAUGGGCGCCAGCUUCGGCGGAGUCGAGAAGCGACCCAUCUACGUCAAAGUGGAUGUGCCCAAGGGCUUCUACGACGGCGCGAUGCGGCCGGUGCACUUCAGCAGCUUUGGCGAACUGGAGGAUGGGGGUGUCGAUCGGGAGGAUAUGUUUGCUUAA
This is a messenger RNA of Cyphellophora europaea CBS 101466, 7086 nucleotides long. Its product is annotated as pre-mRNA-splicing factor spp42. Gene Ontology annotation, molecular function: U5 snRNA binding; metallopeptidase activity; U1 snRNA binding. Bases 1 to 7086 code for a protein of 2361 amino acids. Gene Ontology annotation, cellular component: U5 snRNP; catalytic step 2 spliceosome. Gene Ontology annotation, biological process: mRNA splicing, via spliceosome; spliceosomal tri-snRNP complex assembly. The transcript has 2 exons. NCBI's taxonomy places the organism in Eukaryota, Fungi, Ascomycota, Eurotiomycetes, Chaetothyriales, Cyphellophoraceae. The record is from RefSeq and is a predicted model, not a curated record.